AACAAAAGUCAAAAAUUAAUUAGAAUAUAGGUUAACUUACUGAUGUCUGUUGAUGGCCUUUUUAAACAAAAAUGUAAUAUAACUUAUGACAAUAAAGAAUAAUCUACUAUAUGUUAAGAGAAAAAUGUUUAUCAAAAAGCUGCUUCGUCAAGGACCUCAAUUAUACAAGCUAGCGAACCAAGUUAAUAAGUCCCCCAGAUAUUUCAACACUUCGAGCCGCUAUUUUAAGAAAAACGAAGACGAUAAUGACCAAAAAGACAAAUCCGUCAUGAUAAGAGACAUGUUUUCCGAUUGCAAGAACAAAAACAAGAACACUUACCUUCAAAUGAUUAAUAUUUUCAUUAAUCAAGAACAUGUUUAUCGAAGGGGCCAUGUAGAGUUCAUCUAUUCCGCUUUGAAGCAUAUGCAAGAGUUCGGGGUGGAGAGAGAUCUCGAGGUUUAUCGAGCAUUAAUUGAUGUUAUGCCAAAAGGAAAAUUCGUCCCGGAAAAUAUAAUUCAAGCAGAGUUUAUGCAUUACCCAAAACAACAACAGUGCAUCAUAGAUUUGUUACAACAGAUGGAAGAAAAUCAUGUUUUACCAGAUUUCGAUAUGGAAGAUCAGCUGGUUGCUAUCUUUGGUAGAAGGGGAUAUCCAGUUAGAAGAUUUUGGAGAAUGAUGUACUGGAUGCCAAAGUGGAGAUAUGCCUCACCUUUUCCCCUUCCAGAUCCUCUUCCAAGUGACACCUAUGAGCUAGCAAAGCUCGCUAUAGAAAGAAUAAGCAAUGUAGAUCCCACAAACCAAGUUACAAUAUACCACACUGCUGAUAUUAAAGACUCUGUGGAUGACACAUGGAUUAUUGGUGCCCAAAGUGUAACCCAAAAAAGAUUAUUAAGUGAAAAUGAUCCUAAACAUCCAGUGUUUGUUGAGGGACCCUUCAGUGUAUUUCUUAGAGGAAAUUACAUUAACUAUUUCAUGUUGCGUGGACAAGCUAGGACAUUUGAUGAUACCAUUGAAGAUGCCGACAAUGUAGAAAACAUAAAAAAUAUAAAGGGUUCAUUUUUUAGUUACAAGCCACCUAUAAAGAGUAUUGUGCAAGUGCCAUCAGUGCAUGAGCAAGAAGACGGUGUCAUUUAUGCUCUUUGUGCAACAGGAACUUCAUCGAAAGAUUCAUUACUCUCAUGGAUAAGGCAUUUGGAGCUUGAUGGCAAUCCAGUCAUAGCUAAUUUAUCAAUAGUAUUUACAUUAAGGACUGCAUCAGCAGAAAUAGCAACAGUGGAAAAAGAAAGGGAGAGGCAGAAACAAGAAGAUCCAGAGAAAAUUGGAGACAGUUGAUCAUAGUGAAAUUAAAAUUAUGGCUUGUUGAAUAAAUAAUGUUGACUUUUUAA
This is a messenger RNA of Anthonomus grandis grandis, 1365 nucleotides long. It is a transcript of the gene ECSIT, whose product is annotated as evolutionarily conserved signaling intermediate in Toll pathway, mitochondrial. Lineage: Eukaryota; Metazoa; Arthropoda; Insecta; Coleoptera; Curculionidae. The transcript has a single exon. Bases 86 to 1312 code for a protein of 408 amino acids. The record is from RefSeq and is a predicted model, not a curated record. Gene Ontology annotation, cellular component: mitochondrion.